Galleria mellonella (greater wax moth) is the source of this 2223-nucleotide messenger RNA. It is a transcript of the gene Hsc70-4, whose product is annotated as heat shock 70 kDa protein cognate 4. The transcript is spliced from 3 exons. The record is from RefSeq and is a predicted model, not a curated record. Gene Ontology annotation, biological process: protein refolding; cellular response to unfolded protein; vesicle-mediated transport. Bases 158 to 2119 code for a protein of 653 amino acids. Gene Ontology annotation, molecular function: heat shock protein binding; ATP-dependent protein folding chaperone; misfolded protein binding. Gene Ontology annotation, cellular component: cytosol; cytoplasm; plasma membrane. Lineage: Eukaryota; Metazoa; Arthropoda; Insecta; Lepidoptera; Pyralidae.
AGUAACUUUUUGCUUCACUAUACGGAAACACUUCCUGUGAAAUAUAAACUAUACUUCGUCGAGUCGACACCAUUUUAGUUUUAACGGAGAAUUAGUCAAUCGCGCACGUUUUCCGAGUGUUACUAUUUUAAGUCAACGAAGCUAAAUAUUAGACAAAAUGGCGGCAAAAGCACCCGCAGUAGGUAUCGAUUUGGGCACCACGUAUUCCUGCGUGGGUGUGUUCCAGCACGGCAAGGUCGAAAUCAUCGCCAAUGACCAGGGCAACAGGACCACGCCCUCGUAUGUCGCUUUCACAGACACCGAGCGUCUGAUUGGGGAUGCUGCCAAGAACCAGGUGGCAAUGAACCCCAACAACACAAUCUUUGACGCUAAGCGACUCAUUGGCCGCAAAUUCGAGGAUGCUACUGUACAAGCUGACAUGAAGCACUGGCCCUUCGAGGUCGUCAGUGAUGGAGGCAAACCAAAGAUAAAGGUGGCAUAUAAAGGUGAAGACAAAACUUUCUUCCCCGAGGAAGUGAGUUCAAUGGUGCUUACAAAAAUGAAGGAAACAGCCGAGGCAUACCUCGGUAAAACUGUGCAGAAUGCAGUAAUUACGGUUCCAGCAUACUUCAACGAUUCUCAAAGACAAGCCACAAAAGAUGCGGGUACCAUCUCUGGCUUGAAUGUUCUCCGAAUCAUCAACGAACCGACUGCUGCUGCGAUUGCUUACGGUCUGGACAAGAAGGGAAGUGGAGAACGCAAUGUCCUUAUCUUUGAUCUUGGCGGCGGUACCUUUGAUGUAUCCAUUCUGACCAUCGAGGAUGGUAUCUUCGAAGUAAAGUCUACCGCUGGUGACACGCACUUGGGAGGAGAGGACUUCGACAACCGAAUGGUCAACCAUUUCGUCCAAGAGUUCAAGAGGAAAUACAAGAAGGACCUUACCAUCAACAAAAGAGCACUCCGUCGUUUAAGGACAGCUUGUGAAAGGGCAAAGAGAACUCUUUCUUCAUCCACCCAGGCAAGCAUUGAAAUAGAUUCAUUGUAUGAGGGUAUUGAUUUCUAUACCUCAAUCACUAGGGCCCGUUUCGAGGAAUUGAACGCGGAUCUAUUCCGAUCCACCAUGGAGCCUGUAGAGAAGUCCCUUCGUGAUGCCAAAAUGGACAAGUCCCAAAUCCACGACAUUGUCCUUGUUGGCGGUUCCACCCGUAUCCCUAAAGUACAGAAGCUCCUUCAAGACUUCUUCAAUGGAAAGGAGCUGAACAAAUCCAUCAACCCCGAUGAGGCCGUUGCUUAUGGUGCAGCUGUCCAGGCUGCCAUUCUACAUGGUGACAAGUCUGAGGAGGUACAGGACUUGCUGUUGCUCGACGUGACUCCUCUAUCUCUCGGUAUUGAGACAGCUGGUGGUGUCAUGACCACACUGAUCAAGCGUAACACAACCAUUCCAACCAAGCAAACGCAAACCUUCACUACCUACUCGGACAACCAGCCUGGUGUGCUCAUUCAAGUAUUUGAGGGUGAGCGUGCCAUGACCAAGGAUAACAAUCUCCUCGGUAAAUUCGAACUGACAGGUAUUCCACCCGCGCCCCGCGGCGUCCCACAAAUCGAGGUCACCUUCGAUAUCGAUGCCAACGGUAUCCUAAAUGUAUCUGCAGUAGAGAAGUCCACCAAUAAGGAGAACAAGAUCACCAUUACCAACGACAAGGGCCGUCUCUCCAAGGAGGAAAUCGAGCGCAUGGUUAACGAGGCAGAGAAGUACAGGAAUGAGGAUGAGAAACAGAAGGAGACCAUCCAGUCCAAGAACGCUCUCGAAUCAUACUGCUUCAACAUGAAGUCGACCAUGGAGGACGAGAAGCUGAAGGACAAGAUCAGCGACUCCGACAAACAGACCAUCUUAGAUAAGUGCAAUGAUACUAUUAAAUGGUUGGACUCGAACCAGCUGGCUGACAAGGAGGAGUACGAACACAAGCAGAAGGAAUUGGAGGGCGUUUGCAACCCAAUCAUCACGAAGCUGUACCAGGGCGCUGGUGGUGCUCCCGGCGGCAUGCCUGGUGGUAUGCCCGGCUUCCCCGGCGGAGCUCCCGGCGCGGGUGGAGCGGCCGCGGGCGGCGGCGCCGGCCCCACCAUCGAAGAGGUCGACUAAACACAUUCCACAACUCGUCUCACGUUCCAUCCUCGCGAAUCUAUCGUUGAUUAUGAUUGCGAUGUUGGCGCUCAUAAUUUAAUUGAAAUAAAACAUUAAUCUUA